AUGCCCGACAACACGACCGAAAAUGCGACGCUAGAGGUGGACGGCGCGCAGUUCACAACGGUGACGGAGGGUCUCGCGACAAUCCUGGUUCCUCAAGGCGCCAAAGUAGGAGAGGAUGGUGGCGAAGUACAGCAAGUUUUCUACAACCCGAUUCAGCAGUACAACCGCGACCUCUCCGUGCUUGCCAUCAAGGCCUACGGCGAAGAGGCUUUGGAGAAGAGAAAAAGUCGCAAGCAGGCGAAGGACGCCAAACACGGAAAGAAGCGCAAGAGGGGGGACGAAAAUGGCACAAAAUCCGAAGAGACUAAGCGCCCAGGGUCGGAACCCGCGCAGCCUGCGCAAGCAGAGAAGCAGCCAGGUUCAGAACCUGCGCAAGCUGAGCAGCAGUCAGAAUCGCAGUCUGGCGCAGCGGGCCAAAACGCUGGCAACACAACCAAGCCUUCGUUCAAAGUGCUAGAUGCCCUCUCAGCUUCGGGCCUUCGAGCAUUGCGAUAUGCGCGCGAGCUUCCCUUCGUCACUUCCAUUACUGCCAACGAUCUGUCAGCAUCUGCUGCCAAGUCAAUCAAGCAAAAUGUCAAACAUAACGACGUCGAGGAUAUUGUUUCGGUAACCAACGGCGAUGCUCUGGCGGUCAUGUACAGAACAAUUGCGGAUUCACUUGCAAACGGCGAGGCCAACAAGCCAUGGAACAAGACAUCCAAGACAUCCAAGUUUGACGUUAUCGACCUAGAUCCAUAUGGAACAGCAGCUCCAUUCUUUGACGCGGCCGUCCAGGCCGUGCGCGACGACGGUGGGCUUUUGUGCAUUACCUGCACCGAUAGCGCGGUAUGGGCUGGACAUGCAUACUGCGAAAAGUCUUUCUCCCUCUACGGUGGCACCCCGAUUCACGGCAUGCACUCCCACGAGGCUGGCCUGCGCCUGAUCAUCAAUGCAGUGGCCACAUCGGCGGCUCGUUAUGGACUUACCAUCGAACCACAGCUGUCUCUUUCUAUCGACUUUUAUACCAAGGUGUUUAUCAAAGUCACAAAAUCUCCCCAAGCCGUCAAGUUCCUUGGCUCCAAAACCAUGGUUGUAUACAGUUGUGAUAGCGGCUGCAGUGCCUGGGAGACCCAGUACCUUAUGCGCGCCAAGGCAGUGCCCAAUAAAAAAGGCAACGGGGCAUUUUACAAGUUCGGCAUGUCUUUGGGAAUAGCCGAUCAGGUUUGCAAGCACUGCGGUACCAAAAUGCAUGUCAACGGUCCAAUGUACGGUGGUCACAUCCACUCUCGGGAAUUCAUCGAGAGAUUGCUGAAACAAAUACCCGAGGCCGACAAGAACGUCUAUCGCACUCUUCCUCGCCUUGAGGGUAUGCUACAGAAUGCGCUGGAGGAGUUGAUUCCUGGACCCGAAGAGCGGGCUCCGGUCGAGCCGCGAGACAAGGAGUACGCUAAAAUUGACCGUUAUCCGUUCUUCGUGAUCCCCGGGAAACUCGGCAGCAUUAUCUCAUGCGCCACGCCAAGCGAUGACCACUUCCGAGGGGCUUUGAAGCAUCUUGGCUACGUUGCGGGUCGCAGUCACUGCAGGCCGGGAAGCAUCAAGACAGACGCUCCGUGGUCGACGAUAUGGUGGAUCAUGGCGGAAUGGAUACGGCAAAAGGCGCCCGUUAAGACUUCGAAAUUCAAGCCUGAUACGGCUCCGUGGAGACUUUUGCAGAGGCUGGGCAUCCUUGAGCAGCAAGGCGACGCUGGCGGUGAUGAUGUAACCAUGGCGGGCGUCGAUGCGGAAGAGAAGGAGGACAAAAAGGCCAGUGCUGAGCCACCGGUAACGAACGAGAAGAAGGUCCUCACCGAAGAAGACUUGAGAAAAACUCUAGUCUUCAACGACGAACUCGCCCGACUGGGGCGAGAGGGCAAGACAGAAAAUCUUGUGCGGUAUCAGAUGAAUCCGAGGGAGAACUGGGGUCCACUAACGAAAGCAAAGAGCAACUAA
Molecule: messenger RNA, 1968 nt
Organism: Cordyceps fumosorosea ARSEF 2679
Lineage: Eukaryota; Fungi; Ascomycota; Sordariomycetes; Hypocreales; Cordycipitaceae
Product: N2,N2-dimethylguanosine tRNA methyltransferase
Exons: 1
Coding region: 1-1968 (655 amino acids)
Biological process (GO): tRNA N2-guanine methylation
Cellular component (GO): nucleus
Molecular function (GO): RNA binding
Source: RefSeq, a predicted model, not a curated record